AUGCUGCCUCAGAACCGGCGCCUACGCCAUCUCCAAGGCAUUUACCUUCGGAACCUGAGUUUCACCCGACCCCACGGCAGGGCUACCGACGACCUCGAGGCCGAUCUCCCUUCCACCAAGCUUCAGGCCCUUCACGAUGGACCCCCCCAGCUUCACCAUUCCCAUUCCUCCGAGAGCUUGCUGCCCUCACGAGCCAAUUCCCGACGACGCAGCACGACUCUCGCUAAUAUCAGCCCUAUCACGCGUCAGAAGCAGUUAGAAUACACCGUCGAGAGUAGAGCUGCCGACGUGUUUUUCUCCCUGCACUGUCACGAUGGCGAGGAACCUGUUUAUAUCAGCGAAGUAGGCGAGCGUGCGAUGAAUUUUAAUUUUCGUUUUUUCGACCUAUUACAAGCUGGACCGACCGUUACGAGGAGACACCAAUUCAUAAUUAAGAUAUGGGCUAAGAAGCAGCAAUCAUGGGUUUUGCUACUGACUGAAAACGUCGACCUGCGUUCCCUAAACUACCUUGGGACCCUGCGAAACCACCACUUCCCUCCAAACUGUCUCGUCUUCCAACUCCUCGAUGGUCUUUACUCUUUCGAGCUCUCGAGCCAAACCCCCGAGCCAAAACAGGCCCCUACCUUGCCCACAUCGUCAUACAAUGCGCUCAUGAAACUCUCCAACCUCGAUAAUUCCAUCCAAGACGCCCUAGCUACACGCGAAGCCCUCACCGCGCAGAUAAACUCGCUUCUCGACCGUUCGCCUCCAGACGCCGUUCCCCAAGCCCAAGACGCAGCCCAACUCGCCUCGAAAUACGUGGCCUCGCAGACCCGCACUCUCCGUGCAGCUCAAGCCCGGAAAGCAGAUCUCCAAGCUUCGAUUGAAGCCCGUCGUGCCGCUAUUCGCGAAGGCCGCGCCGCGCAGGCUAGAGCUGCCGAGGACGUCAAGCAUGCACAGGCUAAACUCCCCGCCUCUCUCGCUCUCCUAUCUUCUACGCGAGAGAGCAUCCACGGCCAACGCCGGCGUAUAUGCGAGGACCUAGCCCGGAUCUUCCCCAUCGUCCCCGUCCCCUCCGGUGCGCCCCUUUCCUUCAGCAUAUGUGGCGCCGCGCUGCCUAACACAGACUACGACCCAACCUCAUCCUCCUCGAUGGAAGACUCCCUAUCCGCGGCGCUAGGGUACGUAGCGCACCUAACACACCUGUUGCAAUUCUACCUAUCCGUCCCAUUACCGUACAAAAUAUCCCCCUUCGGCUCCCGCAGCAGCAUCCGCGAUGACAUCUCGUUACUCCCCGACUCCCAGCGCGAGUUUCCGUUAUUCCUGCGCGGCGGCGCAACCGCCCAAUACCGCUUCGACUACGCGUGGUUUCUACUCAACAAAGACGUCGAGGCCCUAUGCGUGGCGGCUGGGUUAAAAGUCGUGGAUAUACGACACACGCUGCCGAACCUAAAGUACCUACUCUACGUGUGCAGCGCGGGCCGCGACGAGGUGCCUGAGCGGAAACGCGGCGGGGUACGGGGACUAUGGGCGGGACGGAUGAAGACAAAGGGGGGAAGACUGACGGCAGAUGACGGUGCUAGUGUCAGCACAGCUGGUAGUCGCCCCGGAAGCGCGGAUAGCGAGGCAUUAGGGGGCGCGAAGCAAAGGGAGCAGUUGAUGGGGAGAGUGACUAGUAGGGAGGAAAGUAGUAGUAGCGUGGAUGGAAAUGGGAUACCCUCGGGAAGUAGCGCUAUUGGAUUGCCGUUUGAUGAGAGUGCGAAGCUGAGUUUGCGGACGAAGGGGAUGAGGGAGAAUAUUGGUGCGCAUGCUUAA
This is a messenger RNA of Daldinia childiae, 1794 nucleotides long. RefSeq names its product UV radiation resistance-associated gene protein. The coding region runs from base 1 to 1794 and encodes 597 amino acids. Gene Ontology annotation, cellular component: endosome; lytic vacuole. Gene Ontology annotation, molecular function: SNARE binding. The record is from RefSeq and is a predicted model, not a curated record. The transcript has a single exon. Gene Ontology annotation, biological process: SNARE complex assembly. NCBI's taxonomy places the organism in Eukaryota, Fungi, Ascomycota, Sordariomycetes, Xylariales, Hypoxylaceae.